AUGUGUGCAGCCUAUCAACCCCAGUCAUUCUUACGAGGGUUUCAAACUAACUCCUUCUUCAGGGCGCGCAAAUUUGUACUGUAUGGAGAUUAUGUCUCCCCAUAUACAAUUACCGCCGCGCAUGCAUUGCUCGAGAAAGGUCUCAGCUGGGAAUACAGACAUAUUGACAUUCUCAAAUUCGAGACCCGGACUCCUCAACAUCGUAAACUGCACCCUUUUGGCAAAGUUCCAAUUCUAGAUGUGCUGGAUAGCCGAGGAGAAACACUUCUUCGAAUCUGUGAGAGCCGCGCCAUUGCCCGUUAUGUUGCUAUCGCAUAUUCCAACCAAGCGAAUUCCUUGAUGCCAGAUAUCGGCGAUGUAGAUGCCAUGGCUUCAUUUGAAGAGGCCGCGUCAAUGGAAGUAUGCUAUUUCUCCACUACGGCGUGGAAAUAUUGCGGCGAUAUCAUCAUCAAACCAAUAUUGGGCAUACCUAGAGCAGACGAAAAGACACUGCAAGAUAUUUGGAGUGAGUUACAUGGCGCGCUCAAGGCUAUGGACGGGAUUUUGUCUGGUGUCAAGUAUCUUGCUGGCGCAGACUUCACGCUCGUCGACAUCUGGUCGAUGCCUUGGGUGUCACAGCUCAUUGAUUUGAAGGGAGCUGACGUACUCUUUUCUGAGUUGCCAUAUCUACGAGACUGGUGGGAGAGAAUUGAGAGUACCAUGUCGCUGCCGAUCGUUUCCAGCAAAGAUGCGCCAGAUACCCAACGUAUCACUCGAAGCGUGCGCCGAAAGCGCAACGAGUACACUCUCAUCGCAUGUAUGCUGUGCAAGUCUCGAAAGGUCAAGUGUGACGGCCAGUGGCCCUGUCAGAGAUGUACUAAGCGUGGCGUGGAGUGUUCCUACCCGCGUCGUACCAACAUACCCAGUAUGAGCCCAAUUGCUGCAGAAAUGAGCUUACGAACGGAAUACUCUCCGUCGACUGAAGAUGGAGCCACGCCCCGCAUAUCGGCGACUUCCGGCAACAUUACGUUGAGUGAAGCAGGCCGCCACUCCCCUCACACCAGUAAUAGUCUAGACAACUCUCUUCAAAAUCCUCGAUGUACCGACAGAUCGCCCGCAGCUCGCCGUUCAAGCUUUGUUGAUACUUUCAACUUGGCGAAAUCCUGUCUCGAAGCCAAUGGCAUAGUAGGACCUACAGAGAAGGAUAACCGAAGCACGGAGAGCGUCUUGUCCUCAGCCUUGCACCGAACUCUUGUCCCAAAUUUUGAAGACUGCGUGGAAUCGGUUAUCGAACUCGGUUAUGAGAAGGCUAGAAAGCUAUUCUCUACUUUUGCAGAAACCAUCUACCCGAUUUACCCUUGUCUUGAUCUUCAUUCAACGGACUGGAUCUUGGAUACAGUCUUUGGACGUUCCACCAACCACAAGUCACAGCCUCCGUCCAUUAGCCUGACCAAGAUCGAUAUUCUCAAAGCUCUAUUAGGCCUUACUCUCCUUGUAGAGGAUAAUAGCACAAGCCCUCUAGCACGUCACCUCCAGCGAUACGUCGAUUGGUCAGUGGAGAAGGUCAUUAUCGGGAACAGCCCAGAUACUGACGAUGUUGUCAUGGCUACUUUAAUGGGCUUGUAUUUCUUCCACAAAUCGGAACAUAUGAAGGCGUGGCGGCUCAUCAGCUUGGCCUCGAGGACAUGCUUUGAACUUGGCCUUCACCAAGCAUCAAACGGGAUUGAGAACAAUACAGGAGUCCCUGACUCGCUUUCUGCCAAAGAGCUAUUCUGCUGUGUAUACGUACUAGACCGGACGUUUUCUUUUGCAACGGACCUUCCUCAUACCACGAAGGACGAAGACAUAGAUGAGAAGUGCUUUGAUCUUGGAAUAUCGGCGCCGUUUUUAAUCGUAACCAUGGAAUAUACUCGCCUCAAUUCAGAGAUAUUGGGCUUGCUCAAGCCUUCGACCAAGAGCGCUGCCGAAAGUCGACAGCAUAAAGAGUAUCUCGAUUACAAAGUGCAACGCCUCCGAGAUCAAUUACGAGACCUCACAGCAGCUGCCCGGUCUUCAAUUUCACUUAACAACCAUUGGAAUCCUCUCCAAAACGACGUGCUUAUGAAUGACCUAGAAAUCUUCUUGGAGGUACGGAUCAACCAUGCUCGAAUACUACUACGAAAGCCCCUCCUUCACUCAUACAAAGGCGAUCGAGAGAAAUUGGCAGCAGCCGCGGUCUGCAUCCAGUGCGCCAAAGAUACCAUCUUUCUCUGUUCUAGUGUCAUUAACAAGGCGGUCCCGUUAAAAUGCCUUCGAAGCUCGUACGAGUACUUCACCGUCUCAUCACUAGCUAUAAUCCUGCUUGUUGUUUCUCAAGACCCAGAAACCUAUGGGCCGGAAUGCAGAGAUGCCUUCCAAGAGGCCAUUAGAAUACUCCAGGUUUCCAAGUGUCGACACUUCGCAGCUCAGAAUUUGUGCUUUACAUUUGAGCAACUCAUCCGAAUAGGAGAGCGCCUCAACAUGCCCAAAGAUGACAACAUGCCGUUGCUACAAGAACUGGGUGAUAUGGAUAUGGGACAGCUCCUAGCAGAUCCCCAAUUUGCAGGAGCAGACGACGUGCAAACUCUGGAUGACAGUAUAUUCGGUCUAUUCGGGAUGAACAGAAACUGGCCAGCCAAUAACAGCUAUAUCUGA
Messenger RNA from Fusarium redolens, 2652 nucleotides. RefSeq lists its product as uncharacterized. The coding region runs from base 1 to 2652 and encodes 883 amino acids. Gene Ontology annotation, biological process: positive regulation of transcription from RNA polymerase II promoter by galactose; DNA-templated transcription. Gene Ontology annotation, molecular function: zinc ion binding; RNA polymerase II cis-regulatory region sequence-specific DNA binding; DNA-binding transcription factor activity, RNA polymerase II-specific. The record is from RefSeq and is a predicted model, not a curated record. Gene Ontology annotation, cellular component: nucleus. NCBI's taxonomy places the organism in Eukaryota, Fungi, Ascomycota, Sordariomycetes, Hypocreales, Nectriaceae. The transcript has 10 exons.